AAUUUUAUUUCUUUUUCUUCUGGGUAAAGAUUAAAGAAGUACCAGUAUGUAAUCAGCAUUCAUUAAAAAAAGGAAAAAGAUAAGAAAUUUCUCUUCGAUUAAAAUAUACUUCAAUUCCCCAUUAAACACUUCUUCCUCAAAAUUCUAAACGAGCAGAAAAGAAAAAAAAAGAAGAGAAUAACCCCAUUAUUCUUCAUCUUCUUUUCUUCCACGCAAUCCAAAUUUCUCUCCGUUGCACCGCUUCAUCUUCUUUCUUUACGGCCAUUUCAUUAUCAAAAAUUCCCCCUUUUUGUUUUUAUUGUGGUUUAAUUGAUCAAAUUUUACUACCCAUUUGUCAUUUGAUCCUAACAAUUUCUGGGUUUUAGGUUGUUUUGUCUGAUUGAACAAUUUUGUAGUUGUAUGGGUAAUCAUUUGACAUUAAAGGUUGAACCUUGGAAGGCAAUUAUGAUUAUUGAUUAUUUCCCUUGUUAUUGGGCUGGAAAUUAGCUUACUUCUGAUAUAGUAAACUUCAAUUUCUAUGUAAUUGGGUGUGCUUUAUCAUGCAUAUACCAAAUUUAUGCUGCAUUUUGAUGAAAUGACUCUGUUGGGUUUGUGGUAAUUUGUUUUGAUGCAGGGAUUCAGCUAGUUCUAGUUGGUAUUUGCUGAAACAAAUUCACUGACAAAAAGCUGUAGCGGUCUUGAUCGGUCAAGCAUCUGUGUGGAAUGGACUUGUUAUGUAUGCCAUCUGCUACUGUUUGCAAAUAAUGUCCAGUUGGCAAGGGGGUCGAAAUGCUCUGAGCAUAUUUAAGUGGAAAAGACUGGGUGAUCCUUCUCUAUCUGUAGGCCUACUUAAUGAGAUUCCACCUGAGAUUGAAUUAUCCGACUAUGGAAGGGUACCAAGUCUUGGUAGCGAAAGCCCUUCUGGGCUUCUUAAUGGGGAAAGCUUGAAAGUGGAACCUAUAUCUGAUUUGGACCUGUUCUUCGAAAGGCUUUACUGCUACUAUUGUGAGAAAGGGCUUUGGUGUAUCAUUGUAAAAUGGAUAGUUGAACUCCUUAGUCUUGCUUUUACAAUAUGCUUUUCCGGAUUUUUCUUGCUAUAUGUUGACUGGGACGGUCUCCGUAAAGUUAAAUGUGGAAUGGAUGCCGUUGAAUCUGGAACUAAGCCCUGUGAUCUUUCAAAAGAAGCCAUUCAUGAGCACCCGUUAACCCCGCUAACUCUUUCCAAAGCAAUUAUUCUUGGGUAUUUGGGUAUAUUUUCAAUUUAUUGGGUUUUCUGUUUUUUAAGGUUUUUUGCGCAGCUGAAAGAGACUCUCAGGAUACGCCACUUCUAUUACAACUGUCUCUAUGUUACAGAUAACGAGUUGAAGACCAUGCCAUGGCCAUCCAUUCUUGAGAAAGUGGUUCGUGUUCAGAACUCGCAGAAGCUAUAUAUGGUUAAGGAUCUGUCAGCUCAUGAAAUCAUGAUGCGAUUAAUGCGGAAAGAAAACUACUUGAUUGGUAUGAUCAACAAAGGGAUUCUGGCUUUCCCUAUCUCUACGUGGAUCCCUGGUGCUGGUCCAACUGUUAAGUCUAGCCCUACUAGGGGUCGUCAACGCCUCAUAUUGACACAGACACUUGAGUGGACCUUAAAUUGGUGCAUUCUGCAGAGCAUGUUCGACAGAAAAUUUUGUGUCAGGGGCGACUUUCUUUCAAAUCCCGGUACAUUGAGGAAAAGACUUGUUGUAGUUGGACUUGGAAUGCUUCUGCUUUCUCCAUUUUUAGUAAUAUUCAUGCUGGUUUAUCUCUUUUUGAGGCAUGCUGAACAGUUCUAUAAACAUCCUACAACAGCAGCAUCUCGCCGCUGGUCAAAUUUGUCAAAAUGGAUGUUUAGGGAAUUUAAUGAGGUGGAACACUUCUUUAGGCAUCGUAUAAACAGCAGCGUGAUACAUGCUUCAGAUUACUUGAAGCAAUUUCCAUCUCCCAUGAUUUCUAUUGUUGCUAAAUUCAUCUCUUUUAUAGCUGGUGGCUUUGCUGCAGUAUUGAUAAUUAUUGCAUUUUUGGAUGAAUCUCUACUCGAGGGCCAUAUCUUUGGGCGUAACUUAUUCUGGUAUGCUGCUGUAUUUGGAACUAUAACGGCCAUUAGUCGAGCUGCUGUGGCGGAUGAAGUUUUAGUUCUUGACCCGGAGGGCACAAUGUCUUUGGUAGUACAGCAUACUCACUACAUGCCCAAGAGAUGGCGUGGUAAAGAAAACACGGAGAUGGUUAGGAUGGAGUUUGAAACUUUAUUUCAGUAUACAGCAAUGAUGUGGCUGGAGGAGAUGGCGUCAAUCUUCAUGACCCCUUACUUGCUCAUAUUCGUUAUUCCAAAGCAUGUAAAUGACAUUCUGCAGUUCAUCACUGAAUUUACAGUAUACGUCGAGGGAGUUGGUGAUGUUUGCAGCUUUAGCAUCUUUGACUUCCAAAAACACGGAAAUGGCAAUUAUGCUUCUCCUUACAAUUCACAUCCCAUGCAAAGGAGUUCUCAAGGGAAAAUGGAAAAGUCUUUUCUGAGCUUUCAGACAAGCUAUCCUUCUUGGCGACCCGACAGUCAAGGGAUGCAGUUUCUAACGACUCUCCGAACUUUUCGGAAUGAAAAGUUACGGGGCGGGCCUAUUCCUGGAUAUGCGUACUCACCACCCAGAAGGUGGCAUCAGAGUCCGCGUUUGAGAGACCAAAGCACGAGAAACAGCUACUUCCGAAGGGAUUCAUUCUACAACAGUCCUGCACCAGGCUAUCAUCUGGGCUCUCUUUGGCUUAUCGAAACAGAACCUAAAACUCAUCCUUAUCUUCUUGAUUGGUUUUAUGUGUCGAGAUCCGGGAGGGUUCUUGGCGGUACUACUGAUGUCCUGGCAGUUGCUCUGGACAUCGAUGACAAUGAGGAAAGCAAAGAGUUUUGGAUGCCAUCCUUACAAAACAAACCUAACCAUGAAGAAAGUUGGCCCGAUUUCUUUGAGAAUCGGUCAAGGAGCAAUAUGGAAGCAUCUACAUCGUCUCCUGACUUCCUGGAGGGACAAAGUAUCCUCCAACAUCAUGACUCGAGCACCAUGCUACCUCCAACAAGGAGUCAUUGGUGGGCCCGAGGUGGGCCUAGCCGUGCAGAGCCUGAACAGGCAAGCUUUCUUGAGCCCCCCGAGUUCAGGCACCAAGGGGGCCUCCAACAGGCCAGCUUUCUCGAGCCUCCUGAAUUUAACCGUCAAAAUGUCGAUCAUCUCACGGAAAGCUUUUCGGAGAGGAGUGUAGGCGAGCAUGAACAGUUUGAUUGGAUGAACUACAAUAAGUUAUCUAGUACAGCUUAUCCGGACGACUUUGGUGCUAGUGGUAGAGACUUUAAGCUCCAUUUUGAUGAUAUAUAUAAUCCAUUAGAACCAUCGGAUUUGAAACUGGACCCUGGAAUUUAGCUUUAAUAUAAAUGAAUCUUAUGUGAAUUGAUUCUUGUUCCCCUUGCAUGGGAAAUGUUUGUUCAUUUCAUGACUUGGGUCUUUUUGGUACUACUUACUAGUACAUAGUUUUAGGGUUAAUUUCUCCUUUAUGUUUGAUCAAGGAGAAAAUGACAUUUAAAUUCUUUGUUGUACAUAAUUCAUGCCGUAUAAAUUGAUCUGAUUCACAAUCAA
Messenger RNA from Amaranthus tricolor (Joseph's coat), 3608 nucleotides. Its product is annotated as autophagy-related protein 9-like. The transcript is spliced from 11 exons. The coding region runs from base 714 to 3395 and encodes 893 amino acids. Gene Ontology annotation, cellular component: autophagosome; phagophore assembly site. Gene Ontology annotation, biological process: protein localization to phagophore assembly site; autophagy of mitochondrion. The record is from RefSeq and is a predicted model, not a curated record. Lineage: Eukaryota; Viridiplantae; Streptophyta; Magnoliopsida; Caryophyllales; Amaranthaceae.